This is a messenger RNA of Lemur catta (Ring-tailed lemur), 1571 nucleotides long. It is a transcript of the gene AP3S1, whose product is annotated as adaptor related protein complex 3 subunit sigma 1. Gene Ontology annotation, cellular component: AP-3 adaptor complex; intracellular membrane-bounded organelle; membrane coat. NCBI's taxonomy places the organism in Eukaryota, Metazoa, Chordata, Mammalia, Primates, Lemuridae. The record is from RefSeq and is a predicted model, not a curated record. Gene Ontology annotation, biological process: intracellular protein transport; Golgi to vacuole transport. The transcript has 6 exons. The coding region runs from base 394 to 975 and encodes 193 amino acids.
AGUAGGGGACAGAACCAACAGUGAAAGUUGGAGUUUCCUACUAGUCCUCCCUACCCAAACUAUCGCAGAGCCCUGACAGUUAAUAACAAAUUGAGUGUUUUCCUGCAGCAGAAAAAAACCUCGGGAGCGGGGCCAAGAGCAACACCCCCACGCCCCGCCGAGGGCACGGGCGCCCCUCAGGCCGGUGGGUUCGGACCCGGAAACGUUUCCGCUUCUCUCCGCUCCGGCCCCGCCCAGGCUCCGCCCCCGGCCCCGCCCGGCGGCUCGGGAGCGCGCGCGCGCGCGUGCGGGAGGGGGCGGGUGGGGAAGAUCGCCGGCGAGAUCCCGAGGCGAGGCUCGCGCGCCCGCCCCCGCCCCGGCCCCCAGCGCCCACCCGGUCGGCCCGGCCCAGCCAUGAUCAAGGCGAUCCUCAUCUUCAACAACCACGGGAAGCCGCGGCUUUCGAAGUUCUACCAGCCCUACAGUGAAGAUACACAACAGCAAAUCAUCAGGGAGACUUUCCAUUUGGUAUCUAAGAGAGAUGAAAAUGUUUGUAAUUUCCUAGAAGGAGGAUUAUUAAUUGGAGGAUCUGACAACAAACUGAUUUAUAGACAUUAUGCAACGUUAUAUUUUGUCUUCUGUGUGGAUUCUUCAGAAAGUGAACUUGGAAUUUUAGAUCUAAUUCAAGUAUUCGUAGAAACAUUAGACAAAUGUUUUGAAAAUGUCUGUGAACUGGAUUUGAUUUUCCACGUAGACAAGGUUCACAAUAUUCUUGCAGAAAUGGUGAUGGGGGGAAUGGUAUUGGAGACCAACAUGAAUGAGAUUGUUACGCAAAUUGAUGCACAAAAUAAACUGGAGAAAUCUGAGGCUGGCUUAGCGGGAGCUCCAGCCCGUGCUGUAUCAGCUGUAAAGAAUAUGAAUCUUCCUGAGAUCCCAAGAAAUAUUAACAUUGGUGACAUCAGUAUAAAAGUGCCAAACCUGCCCUCUUUUAAAUAAAAAAUUUAAAAGGCCACUCCCAGGUAAAAUCCAGGGGGAAAAGUCAUCUAAGUUUACCAUGCAGUUGUUUACCAAAAAUAGAGGAGGAGAGUAUUAAGUUUUGCUCUUGGAUUUAAGUCAAGGUACUGUAUAGAAAGUGUGUAAAAUCAGUAUGGAAGUUCAGUGUUGCUUUUCUUGCUCAGUGAUUUUAAAAAAAUUGAGUAAUUCCUGUGUGAUUUUUUUUUUUUUUUCUUUUCUAAACUGCAUUCCUAUGGCCACCUAAGGCAUGCCUCUAUGUAUUGGCUACUACAGUAUUUCAGAAAGUGUUUGAGAUAUUUCUUUAAUUAUGUACAACCCAAAUGUUGGUGUUUUGUAUGGAUCACAAGUGCAGCAUUCCUUAAUUCAUUCUGUUAUUUGUUACACAAUUGUUAUUUAAAAAAACCAAGUAUGUAUUGCAUGAAAACAUUAUGACCUUUUUCUCUUAGUUUAAAUAAAACUCCAAGGUAACUGGACUUCUAAAGCACUUUUCUGUUUGCCUGAUAUCUACUUUAGCAAUAAUUUUUUUUUACAACCCUCUGAUUCAACAAAGUAAAUAAAGUAUAUUUUAUCACUGUUAA